CCCAACGAUGAGCGUCGAAAAGGUCCCCUCUCGCGCCUCCUCUAAGGACGCCGACGCCAGCGCUGGCGUUGGUGCGUCUGAGAAACAGACCGUCUCUGUCUCUGACCAGCUGCAGCAGCAAGGAGUCGACGACAGGGGCAUUCCUCAGCUCACUUGCGUGCCAUCGAGAAGCUCAGCCGUCGACGAGGCUUAUCACGUCGCUGGAGAAGUCGCGCUCGAGUACAGCAAAGAAGAGGCAGACGCGGUCCGUCGCAAGAUUGAUCGGCGUGUCCCGAUCCUUCUCGCUCUCGUAUACUUUUCACAGUUCCUGGACAAGACGCUCCUGAACUAUGCCGCCGUGACCGGUCUGCCAAUCAAGGGCAAUCAGUACUCGAUCGUCGCCAGCGGGUUUUACUUUGGUUUCCUGGCAUGGGUCCUUCCGACCGCCUCGCUAGCCCAGCGUUUUCCCUGGGGAGGACCAACGGUGUACCUCGGCCUUAACGUCAUGGCCUGGGGCAUCGUGCUUGCCUGCGCAGCCAUCAAUCCGUCCUUUGCGCCCUUUUUCGCCCUCCGCUUUCUUCUAGGCAUGCUCGAGUCGUGCGUGACGCCCGUGCUCAUCUCCACCGUCGUGGCCUUUUACCGAACGGAGGAGCAAGCGCUCCGCAUUGCAUGCUUCUAUGCCUGCAAUGGUCUUACCCAGAUUGUCGGCCCGCUCAUUGCCUACGCCGUGACCUUUUACAAGGGCGCCGCCUUUGGCUACCAACCGUGGCGCUUGCUCUAUGUCGUCUUCGGUCUCUUCGCCUUUGUCCUGGGUGCCAUUGUCGUCAUCUGGCUGCCAGCGAGCCCAAGUCGUGCGAGAUUCCUCUCCGAACACGAGCGACGCGUUGCUCUCGAGAGGGUCCGUGACAACGCCGCCGGCACAACGCAGCGCAAGAUCAAGUUGCAUCAGCUCAAGGAGGCUGCCUUUGGCGAUAUUCGCAUUUGGGUCGUCUUUGUUUUUGUCGUCCUCACCUCGAUCCCAAAUGGCGGUCUCUCAAACUUUUCGAGCCAGAUCAUCAAGGGCUUUGGCUACAGCUCGCGAGAGACGCUGCUGAUUGGCAUUCCCCAGGGUGUGCUUGCCACCAUCUUUACGCUCCUUUGCGCCUGGCUCUCGGACCGGUACCGCGAACGCAUCCUGCCCGUCUUUGUGGCGCUCGUCCCCACCAUUGUCGGUGCAGCCAUCCUGGUGGGGCUCGGCAAGGGCGGCGAGCACGCCGAGGGCACGCGACGCAACACGCUCGUCUUUGCCGUCUACCUUACUUCGACCUUUGGCUCGAGCCUGUCAGUCGUCUUUGCAUGGAACGCGACAAAUGUUGCAGGCUACAGCAAGAAGAUUUCCUCGAGCGCUCUCAUGAUGUUCGGAUUCGGCGCCGGUAACAUUGCUGGCUCAUACAUCUUCCAGCAAAAGGACGCACCGGAUUACAUCCCAGGAAAGACUGUCGUCCUCGUCACACUCGCUGCAGCAGCGGGUACCGCGCUCGUGCUGAGGGCUCUCGUUGCGAAGGACAAUAGGCGCAAGAAGGCCUUGAUUGAGGAGUUCAAGAGAGAGAGGGGCUGGGAUGACGAGGAGGUUAAGAAGCAACGGGAUGCGAUUGCCUUUAGGGAUUUCACCGACAAAGAGAACCCCUUUUUUGUCUAUACCUCUUGAUCAGUGCUUCAUCAAUGUCUAUGUGUCCGUCCCGUGGCCGUGGAGGCUUAAAGAUUCUGCUGGCCGGUCGACUCGCAAAGAAUUCGUAGAUUCGCUGCGCUACCCUGUUCCCUCUUCCAUUGCCGU
Acaromyces ingoldii is the source of this 1792-nucleotide messenger RNA. RefSeq names its product MFS general substrate transporter. Gene Ontology annotation, cellular component: membrane. NCBI's taxonomy places the organism in Eukaryota, Fungi, Basidiomycota, Exobasidiomycetes, Exobasidiales, Cryptobasidiaceae. The transcript has a single exon. Gene Ontology annotation, biological process: transmembrane transport. Bases 8 to 1666 code for a protein of 552 amino acids. The record is from RefSeq and is a predicted model, not a curated record. Gene Ontology annotation, molecular function: transmembrane transporter activity.